Molecule: messenger RNA, 5214 nt
Organism: Toxotes jaculatrix (banded archerfish)
Lineage: Eukaryota; Metazoa; Chordata; Actinopteri; Toxotidae
Exons: 12
Coding region: 467-1939 (490 amino acids)
Biological process (GO): amino acid transmembrane transport
Cellular component (GO): membrane
Molecular function (GO): basic amino acid transmembrane transporter activity; L-amino acid transmembrane transporter activity
Source: RefSeq, a predicted model, not a curated record
UACUAUUGCUACCAUUGUAUAUAGACACGGCGUUAAAGGUAAACAUUCGUAUUUCUGAGCAGGUUGUGAUCACUGCCUCCUCGGUCUGGCAGUGGGCGGUGCUAAUCAUCUUUUGGUAGCCGAGGGAAGAGGAAACUGCAGAUGUUUACGGCUUGCGCCUGCUCAAGUUAGUCACAUUAAUGGGAAGCAGGCCACAUGUGUUGCUGCGUUCUCCCCCGGCAAAAAAAAGAAGACGCUACCAAGACUAUCCCAGCGGAGAAGUAGUCCUCGGAUUCAACAAUGGCUGUUUGAGACAGGGAGAGUCUUAGCCCUCCAGUGACACUCCCACCUCUCGUUCUCUUUUGCUUGGUCCACACCUCUCCUUUCAUCAGUUUCUGGUGGUGCCAGGAAUCGGUCCGUCCUCUUUAUCUCUCUGUCCCUGUCCUGUUACCUCCUGCUGGCUUGAGACUGAAGACUGUAAAUCAGAAUGGUUGCUGAGGCAGACUCAGCGUCUCAGGGCAGCGGUGUGCGGCUGAAGCAGGAGAUUUCCCUCCUCCAUGGGGUAUGUCUCAUCGUGGGAAAUAUGAUCGGCUCUGGCAUCUUUGUCUCACCUAAGGGGGUUCUUAUGUACACAGGCUCAUUUGGCCUGUCCCUGAUAGUGUGGGCCAUUGGUGGAGUGUUUUCUGUGUUUGGAGCGUUAUGUUAUGCUGAGCUGGGAACCACCAUCCGUAAAUCUGGUGCUUCCUACGCCUACAUCCUGGAGGCAUUUGGAGGCUUCUUGGCUUUUAUUCGACUGUGGACAUCACUGUUGAUAGUAGAGCCAGCGUGUCAGGCAGUGAUAGCCCUGACCUUCUCCAACUACCUGGUCCAGCCUUUCUACCCCACCUGUUCAGCCCCUUACGACGCCGUCCGUCUCAUCGCUGCUGUCAUCAUAGGUCUCUUGACUAGUGUGAACUGUAUGAAAGUGAAAUGGGGUGCGAUUCUUCAGGUCAUCUCCACCGUAGCCAAGGUCCUGGCUCUCAUCGUCAUCAUCAUUACUGGCCUGGUUAAACUGUCACAAGGUUUUGACCAGAACUUUGAGAACUCCUUCAAAGGGUCCAAGCUGGACGCUGGUGACAUGGCCUUGGCCCUUUAUUCAGCACUCUACUCCUACUCAGGCUGGGACACACUCAACUUCAUCACAGAGGAGAUCAAGAACCCAGAGAGGAAUCUGCCCUUAUCCAUCGCUAUUUCCAUGCCCAUUGUCACAGUGAUCUACAUCUUGACCAACAUAGCUUAUUACGUCGUCAUGGAUGCCGACAAAGUGCUCAGCAGUGAAGCUGUUGCUGUGACGUUUGCAGAUGAGACGCUGGGCUGGGCUCGCUGGCUGAUUCCUCUGUCCGUGGCCAUUUCCUGCUAUGGAGGUCUCAACUCUUCCAUCAUUGCUGCUUCCAGGUUGUUUUUUGUUGGUUCCAGAGAAGGCCACCUACCUAAUGUCCUGUGCAUGAUCCACAUUAAGCGCUACACUCCAAUUCCUGCCCUGCUUUUCAAUGGUGCCAUGUCUCUGUUCUACCUGUCCGUGCCUAAUAUUUUCCAGUUGAUCAACUACUUCAGUUUUAACUAUUGGCUGUUUAUUGGCCUGUCGAUAGCCAGCCAGAUCUACCUUCGCUUCAAAGCUCCUGAUCUGCACCGACCUGUUAAGCUGUCUUUGUUCUUCCCAAUUGUUUACUGCUUGUGCAGCAUAUUCCUGGUGGUGGUGCCCCUCUACAGCGACACCAUCAACUCUCUGGUGGGAAUCGCUGUGGCUCUGUCUGGCGCACCAGUCUACUACUUUUGCAUCUACUUGCCGCCCAGCUCCAGACCAGCCUUCCUCGCGAAGAUGCUCAAUAAGCUCUCGCUUCACACCCAGAAACUGUGCAUGUGUUGUGUGGCCUCGCCUGAUAUCGAUCUGGACAACAUAGAACCAGAAAAAAUGGAAUGAUGGAGCAACGGAGGACACUGAAGUACUUUAUAAGGAGGUGUGAAGAUUAUGAAUGAAGGAAGGAAGCUGCAGACAAUCAGGAUUUGGAUGAGUAAGGCUUCACUGGUUAAAGGAGGAGGAGAAACUGGACAGAUUGGUUCAACAGAUCUCUAUUCCUCCUCCUCUUCCUCCUCUCUCUAACAUGAGCCAUAUGAAUAACAGAGCAGGAAUUAAUGAAUGAAUUGAUAACCCUCCCACAAAUAGCACUGUACAGAUCACUGUAACUUGUGUUACAUUCAUAUGGUGGAACAUGAUGCAGUGUUCGUUGUGCAGUUCCCUCCACACGUGCCCAUACUCUGCAACCCACACCUGCGUAUAAGCUGACUGAAAGCCUUAGGGUAACACUGCAACAUAUGGAAAUUAACAACCCAGUCCAGAAUUAGCCGACUCAGCAGAGGAGAUUUAUUCAUAAAUAAGCAGUAGUUACAGACACUACACAGGCGGCGAUGAAAAAUGUUUGUUACAUGCCUUACAACUUGUAUCAUGUCUCUCAUUUUAAUGAAUUGUGACCCUUUGAAAUGCUGCUUGCGACCCCACGCCACAGGUUGCAGAUUGUCAGUGGGUCAUUGCUCCUUCUUAUUUUAACUUUUUUUUCGGAAUUUAAGAUCAUAAAAUUACUUAGCAACUCGAGCAGAAAGCCUCAAUUGGGAAAAUAAAUUUAGUUUUCAAUUGUGUUUACUUGCAACCCCUCAGAUUUAUCUUGCAAUCCAGAGGUUGGGGUUGGGAACCAGUGUUUUAAACAUCUUUUAGUUUUUAUAGUAAAAGUUUAAACAUCAGUGGUACAAACUCAAUAUGACAGCUAGAAAGCGAGUCCAGAGAGCGAAUGAAUGGCAAACAGUUUUGCACAUUUUCUUUCGUUGUACAGCUACCUUGUUUAUAAAAAGCUUUAUUCUGAUCCGUUACUGAAAGACCAAAUGAACAGGUGUAGUGCUUUUGUAAGAAUUAGCUACUUAAGAAGGAGAAAGAGAUUAUUUACUAAAGUGCUGUUAUUUCCUGCAGUUUGCCUAAGCUCGUUGUAAUGUGUCAGUUGACUCUGAGUGGUGUUAUUUUAAGGAGUGGUAAUCCUACAUGAUCAUAAAUCCGUCACCACGUGUAUCCUACUUUUUUUUCCCCCUCCACCUAAGUAAGCAUGUGAAAUGUUUUCUUGUUUCAGCCAAAUCCUUUUGUUUGCAUCUUCAGGGCUACAUUUGGUUUCCGGUGCCUCCUAGUGGUAGCUAAUACUAACUUCCGUGGACAAGUGGCACAAGUGUCAUUCAAGAGUCUCUCUACAACUUGUGUGUUCGUGUGUGUUCUCGUCUAUGCUGUUACAGUCGUUUUUAUACAUUUUCAAAGACACAUGCUGGUGAGAGGAAUGCCACUCACGUGUUAUUGAUAUGAAAAUGGUUUGAAAAGUUUAAACUUGUGGCUGUUUCUCGAUUAAGCAGAUGUACCUGAUGAAGACUGCUCUGUGUGACGGGGUUUUUCCUUCACGUUGGAAUCUUUGCAGGUACAAACCUCAGGAUCAACCAUGCUGAUGUGCACAUGUUGCUGAUAUUUAUUUUUUCUUUUCUUUUUUUUAACCCACUCUUCUCUUAAGAGUUUGUAUCGCAGUAAGGAUGUUUAAUGUCAAAUUGCCUUUUGACUACAUCACCAACCUGGACCAUUUAUUCACAGUACAUAACCAAAGGUCUUAAACAGGCUGAUAGUCAGACCGUCUUUCUGCUCGCGGAGUAAUGAGCCUGUAGCUAAGGGUCGUUGCUUUCCAGUGAGAAAAUGAUCGCUGUUUAAUAUUGAACUAUAGGUAGAUGCUAGUCAAACUUUUGGUGUUUGCAUUGUACUGUAGUCCUUAUUAGCUGUAUGUGCCUUCUGUGAAUGUGGUCUGCCAAAGGCCUGGUCUAUUUUUGAUACUGUAAUGUAGCUUUUGUGAACAGCCUCGAGCACAGUCGUACUGACACACAUUGCUGUAGGGUUUGCCAAAACUUCUUCAGGUCGUCAUCUUCUGUUGAUUUUCCUUUUUCUUUUUUUUUCUCUCUUCACCAGCCAGAUGUUGUAGUUGAGGUCACUUAACUGUCAGCUGGAGAUAAUCAGGCCUUAGCUUGAACCAUAUUUAGUGUCUUGACACGAGCACUUCCACAACACCAGCCAACAGAAGCACACAGAUAUUUCUUUAAUGUUGUUUUCUCUGGAGUUAAAGUUAUCAUUAAAGCCAAACAAGUCAGUUGCGUGUGUGUUGUUAAGAAGAAUAUCGCCAUAUAUCUGCAGUAAAGGAUAUUCUUAAUCUAUUUCCAUAUAUUGUCAUGUUAUUAAAAUGUUAUAUACUCAGAAAACACAGGACUUGAAUGUUGCAGUAUAACAUAUAUUUGUUGUGUUUCAUUAGGUACCAAAUAUAUGUUUUCUAGUUGGGUUGUGUUUGUGGACAGAGUUGUGUUCUGUGUGUUUGUAGAAUUAUGUCCUAAGUGCUUGCUUUGUUCACUGUUUUUAUUUAUUAUACUUUGGACAUGGACAAGCCAAAGGUUAAGAUAAGCUUUCUAGUGUGGGAUGUUAUGUUUGUCCAAAGUGAAGCAGGAGUGUACUGUGUGUUUUUAAUUUGAAUAAAGGCAAGUACAGAAUUUGCAUUGUAAACUUUUAAGUGACUUUACCCACUGUCCUCUGAACUCAACACAAAUGUCUUGAGCCUCUGUGUUUACAUUGGGAAGCUGACAGCCACUAGAGGUCGUGGUCUCCUCGCACUUAAACCAAAACCACAGUUUGAUGAUUUGUUACUGUUCAUUUAACUGCAGGUAAAUUUGAUUAUUUUAUGUUUUUUUUUAAAUCAGUUGUGAGAAACUGCAUUGAAGCUGUCGGCCAAACUCUGAGUCUGCUGCUGCUGAAAGUUGUGUUCAAGAUUGACAGAAUUAGCUUUUAUAAUCCCAGUUUCUCUGUACAGAUGAACUCGCUGAACAAAUUAACAACCUUGAAAAUCAGCCCUUAUAAAUACCUUUUCGUCCUUCACUAUAAUCAGUUCAGUGUACAUUUUACGUUUAUACUUUAUUCAGUUUGAGCUGUUUUGUGACAUUAAAAAUAAAAUGAUGCUUAAAGCAAACAUCUACAUUCAGGAUGGCAGAGAGUCAAUGACCUGGUGUACCUGUAAACAUAGGUGUGAUAAACUGUCAAAGUCUGCUUCAAAUUUUCAUUCAAAUACUUUAUAGACUACUGUUUGCUUUUUGUUGGACACUGCUUCAUGCUUCUCAGUGCUUUAAUAAACUCUGGACACUGUA